CCCCCCCCUCCUUUAGCUUCUCUCUUCUCUCCCAUCCUUGGCUUCUUCAUUUAAAUCCAUAUAAUACCCCAGCCUAUCCCCUUUCUUCUUCUCCCCUCUCAUCUUUUCACUUAUUGUCUCUUCCCCUCACAUCCCAACAUGUCUGAGCUGCGCUUCGACAACCAGACCGUCGUCGUGACGGGCGCUGGUGGUGGCUUGGGCAAGGCCUACGCUCUCUUCUUUGCCUCCCGGGGUGCCAACGUUGUCGUCAACGACCUGGGUGGCUCGCAUGCCGGCGAGGGCAAGUCCUCCAAGGCUGCCGAUGUGGUCGUCGAAGAAAUCAGAGCUGCCGGUGGCAAGGCCGUCGCGAACUACGACAGUGUCGAGAACGGUGAGGCCAUCAUCAACACCGCGAUCAAGAACUUUGGCCGUAUCGACGUCCUCCUCAACAACGCCGGCAUCCUGCGCGAUGUCAGUUUCAAGAACAUGAAAGACCAGGACUGGGAGCUCAUCUACAGAGUGCACACAUACGGAGCAUACAAGUGCGCACGAGCGGCGUGGCCCCAUUUCCGGAAACAGAAGUAUGGCCGUGUCAUCAACACGGCCUCAUCUGCUGGUCUUUUCGGUAGCUUUGGCCAGGCAAACUACUCUGCUGCCAAACUGGGUCAGGUUGGAUUCACGGAGACACUGGCGAAGGAAGGUGCCAAGUACAACAUUCUCGCGAACGUCAUCGCGCCUAUUGCUGCGAGCCGCAUGACGGCCACCGUUAUGCCCCCGGAUGUUCUGGAGAACCUCAAGCCCGACUGGGUCGUUCCCCUGGUGGCCGCUUUGGUCCACUCUUCUAACACGACCGAAUCGGGCGGCAUCUAUGAGGUCGGUGGUGGACACGUGGCCAAGCUGCGCUGGGAGCGCGCCAAGGGUGCUCUGCUGAAGACUGAUGCUUCUUUGACUCCUGGUGCCAUCGUCCGGAAGUGGAACGAUGUUAACGACUUCUCCCAGCCCAGCUACCCCACCGGACCCGCGGACUUCAUGUCUCUGUUGGAGGACGGCCUGAAGGCACCCAGUGCUCCCGCGGGCGAGGAGCCCAGUUUUAAGGGCAAGGUUGCUCUCGUCACUGGUGGUGGCAAUGGCUUGGGUCGUGCCUACUGUCUUCAAUUCGCCAAGCUUGGCGCCGCCGUUGUUGUGAACGAUCUUGUCGACCCCGAGCCGGUCGUUCAGGAGAUCAAGCAGAUGGGCGGCCAGGCUGUUGGAAACAAGGCCUCUUGCGAGGACGGUGACAACGUCGUCAAGACAGCCAUCGACACGUUCGGCCGGAUCGACAUCCUGGUCAACAACGCUGGUAUCCUGCGGGACAAGGCCUUCACGAACAUGAACGAUGACCUGUGGGAGCCUGUUCUCAACGUCCACCUGCGCGGUACCUACAAGGUGACCAAGGCUGCCUGGCCUUACAUGCUGAAGCAGAAGUACGGCCGUAUUGUCAACACCGCCAGCACCAGCGGUAUCUACGGAAACUUCGGACAGGCCAACUAUGCCGCAGCGAAACUCGGUAUCCUCGGUUUCUCCCGCACUCUGGCCCUCGAGGGCGCCAAGUACAACAUCAAGGUCAACACCAUCGCCCCCAAUGCGGGCACGAACAUGACCCGCACGAUCAUGCCCGAGGAAAUGGUCCAGGCCUUCAAGCCCGACUACGUUGCGCCCUUGGUGGUGCUGCUCUGCUCCGACGUGGUACCGGAGCCCGGCACCAAGGGUCUGUACGAGUGUGGCAGCGGCUGGUUCUCCUGCACUCGCUGGCAGCGUGCGGGUGGCCACGGAUUCCCCGUCGAUGUCAAGCUGACCCCCGAGGAAGUGCUCAAGAACUGGGAGAAGAUCACCAACUUCGACGACGGCCGCGCGGACCACCCCGAGGACGGCCAGGCCGGUGCGGAGAAGAUCAUGGCCAACAUGAGCAACCGCAGCGGCGGAUCAGGCAACGAGAUCUUGACGGCCAUCGAGGCGGCCAAGCAGGCCACCACUGAGGGCACUCCCUUCGACUAUGUCGACCGCGACGUCAUCCUCUACAACCUCAGCUUGGGCGCCAAGCGUACCGAUCUGCCUCUGGUGUACGAGAACAACGAUCACUUCCAGGCCCUCCCCACGUACGGCGUGGUCCCCUGGUUCAACACCGCCCACCCCUGGAACAUGGAUGACAUCGUGGCCAACUUUUCGCCGAUGAUGCUGCUGCACGGCGAGCAGUACCUGGAGAUCCGGAAGUUCCCCAUCCCGACGGCGGCCAAGACCCUGACCUUCCCCAAGCUGAUCGACGUGGUGGACAAGGGCAACGCGGCCCUGGUCGUGUCGGGCUACACCACCAAGGAUGCCAACACCGGGGAGGAGUUGUUCUACAACGAGUCGACCGUGUUCAUCCGGGGCAGCGGCGGCUUUGGCGGCUCGCCCAAGCCCACUGCGCGCCGGCCCAAGGCCGCCACCGCGGCGUACAAGGCGCCUCAGCGCAAGCCCGACGUGGUUGUGGAGGAGAAGACUUCUGAAGACCAGGCGGCGCUCUACCGGCUCAACGGCGACCGCAACCCCCUCCACAUCGACCCGGAGUUCAGUAAGGUGGGCGGGUUCAAGACGCCGAUCCUACACGGGCUCUGCUCGCUCGGAGUGGCCGGCAAGCAUGUGUUCAGCAAGUUCGGCGCGUUCAAGAACCUCAAGGUCCGCUUCUCAGGAGUGGUCCUGCCGGGCCAGACCCUGAAGACGGAGAUGUGGAAGGAGGGCAACGUGGUGCUCUUCCAGGCGACGGUGGUGGAGACGGGCAAGCCUGCCAUCUCGGGGGCGGGAGCGGAGCUGCUGGAGGGCGCCAAGGCGAAGCUGUAAAAGGCGAACGAUGACGAUGUAACCAGAAUGUAUAUAACGAUGCGUUGUUGAAGCAAUAUGACUGUUCCAUGUU
Messenger RNA from Aspergillus heteromorphus CBS 117.55, 2908 nucleotides. It is a transcript of the gene mfp, whose product is annotated as putative peroxisomal multifunctional beta-oxidation protein (MFP). Gene Ontology annotation, molecular function: oxidoreductase activity. Bases 139 to 2835 code for a protein of 898 amino acids. NCBI's taxonomy places the organism in Eukaryota, Fungi, Ascomycota, Eurotiomycetes, Eurotiales, Aspergillaceae. The record is from RefSeq and is a predicted model, not a curated record. The transcript is spliced from 7 exons.